Messenger RNA from Aspergillus pseudotamarii, 1428 nucleotides. RefSeq names its product Aldehyde/histidinol dehydrogenase. The record is from RefSeq and is a predicted model, not a curated record. The transcript is spliced from 4 exons. Gene Ontology annotation, molecular function: oxidoreductase activity, acting on the aldehyde or oxo group of donors, NAD or NADP as acceptor. Lineage: Eukaryota; Fungi; Ascomycota; Eurotiomycetes; Eurotiales; Aspergillaceae. The coding region runs from base 1 to 1428 and encodes 475 amino acids.
AUGGAGUCCACAAGCCUUGAUCUGGUCCUAACGACCGCGCUAGAAGGUCGAAUGAAAGACUUGCGAACACGACAGUGCAUACUCAGAGCUCUCCAUGCGAAAUUGGUUGAGAAUGCGGAUGAUUUGUUAAGGGCUACGGUGGAGGAUGAUCGAGUCUCUCACGAGGAGGCCCAGGUUAUACUUUCCGCUAGUCUCUCAGAACUUCGCGCCCACUAUGACAGACUCGACCUGAAGGAAGAGUUGGAGGCGGAGUAUAGCAUCGCGAGAAAGGAAUCGUGCUUGAACAAUAGAGUCCCAUUUGGCAUUGCAUACGUGGUUCCCGACGUAUAUGCGGCAGUGUUCAGCAUCAUUACGGCUCUCUCCGCGGCCAUCACUGCUGGGAAUUGUGUCGUUAUAGAGCUCCAGGAUAGUCUCCGUCGCUGUCCAAGUGUACUCCGUCACUGUCUUGCAGAUCUGCAAUAUAACGAUGCCGUAUCAACGGUCGCCAAACGACCUGGACCGGAGUUUUUGCGCCAUUGUCUUCUUGUAGACCAAAUGAUGGAGAACAAUUCAGAGCAAUCUGAAUGCCUUCACUUGUUGGCCUCGACUCCUCAGAGAACAGUGGCCAUUGUGGACCGGACAGCGGAUGCAAGUGCAGCGGCCAAGGAGAUAGUGGCCUCUAGAUUCCUAUUCCAAGGCCAAGGCCGUUACUCUGUUGACCAGGUUUUUAUAAACGAAUACGUUAUAGAAGCAUUUCACAUUGCCCUGAUGAAAGAGAUUGCUGCAUCUCUCACAAUCAGAGACUCGAAGUUGGAAGCCAAUGAUCCCCGUGGAACAACUCCGAGACCAAAAGUGGCUUCGGAGAAGCCUGGAUUGCCAGUGCUAGAAAUACGUGACAGGUCCGAUACCCUCCUGCACCGCAGGCAGAAAACACUGGGCGUGAUUAUCCACAAGGUAACUAGCUUGGACGACGCUAUCGACACUAUCAGUGAGAGCGGUCAACGACUCGGUGCUCUCUAUCUCUUUGCAGGCUCCGACGAAGCGAAGUAUCUAUCCCAAUUUAUUUCAUCGCGAACAACCUUUGUCAAUCACAUCCCCCCGGAACUGCAAAUUGGACCUGCCUACCCUGAAGGGUUCGAGACGUCCAGUGCCCUUAGAUAUACGCGAGAGAUGUUUGAGACCCCGAGGCCUGAAAGGGUGGAUGAUGGCAAGGUUCGACAUUCGAUGACACUGUGGAAUCAUAUAAAAGAUGGCAAAUCUCCAUUAAUCUUGUCUAAGGCUUGUCGCCCACUGAAGCCCACGGGCCAGGGCAAGGCAGGAGCGAUGGAUUUCUUUUUGCAAGGCAUGAUAUUGAACAUGGUCGUGUGUGUCCUGCCCUUGGCCGCUUUAUCAGUGGUUGCCACAGGUAAGGGUAUUUCAUUCCUAUACCAGCGGUUCCUCAGCCAUUAA